Messenger RNA from Cryptosporidium ubiquitum, 4158 nucleotides. RefSeq lists its product as uncharacterized. The transcript has a single exon. The coding region runs from base 1 to 4158 and encodes 1385 amino acids. The record is from RefSeq and is a predicted model, not a curated record. NCBI's taxonomy places the organism in Eukaryota, Apicomplexa, Conoidasida, Eucoccidiorida, Cryptosporidiidae.
AUGGCAAAAUUAAAAAAAGCCAAAUCAUCUAAAAAGUUAUCAUUUAGUGAUGUAGGUUUGGAACCUAAGCCAAUAUUUGAAUUGGACAAUUUAAAUUAUAAUCAGAAAAGAGAGAAAAACAAAAAGAAUUUAGCAGAUUUUGAUAAUAAUGAAGAUGAAACAUCUGAGAAAGAGGUCAAAUUAAUGACUAAAUCCGAAUUAAAAAAGAUUGAAAAGAAAAGGAAGUCAUUAAAUAAAAACAAAAAUAAGUUAGGACAGCAACCAAUACCUACAGAGAAUGAUGAAUUCAAAAUUAUAAAUAAAUUUCCUGUAGAUAUUCCUACAAAAAUUGAUUCUAAUAAUAGUUACAAAGGAUUGAAAAAUUCAUUCAAGAUUGUAAAUGAAGAUAAAGAAAUUAAAUCUAACAGUUAUUUGAGUUUCGAGGAUUCAUUUAAAAGUAUUAGUGAGUUUAAUAAUAGUUCAUUUAACACUGAUUCAAAUGAAGGCAGUUCUUUAGAUCAUGAAGAAUUCUCAGAUAAAGUUGAGGCUAAUCAUACAGAAAUAGAAGAUAAUGACACAUAUGAAAAUUUUUUUAAUGAAAUAUUGGAUGAUAAGGUAAAAAAAGAAGAAAUGUUGUCAGCUUCAAAGAAAACUAAUCAUUUGAAUCAAGCUGAAAAGGAAAUACAGGAAAAUGAUCAGAAAUUUUCUCAAGAUAUAACUGAAAUGUUAAAAAAUGACGUACAAGAUUACAAUGGAGAUACUAUCAAAAUAACUAACUCUUCAUUAGAUGAUAUGAAUUUAUCCACAAAAAAGGAAGAUAGUCAGGAUUCUAUUCAAAUAGUAAGUCAAUCAGAGACUACCUCACCAAAAAAGUUUUCCAAGAGAAAAAUGCUUUAUUCAUUUGCAAAUUCUGUUUGGGAUUAUGUGAAACCUGUAAGUUUAGAUGAUUUGGAAAAAAAACAAAAUGAAUCAAAGAAAACAGAAAUUCAAACUAAUCAUCAUGAAAUUCAACAAGAUGAAAAUCUGCAAAAUCAUAUAGAACAUAACAAUAGUACUCAUGAAAUAAUUAAUUCAACAACAGAAUUUAAUGAGAAUACUAAUGAAAAUAAAAUACACAAUAGUGAUGAACAUAACGAGAAAGUGGAAUUAGAUCAAGUAGAAAUCAUUAAAAGAAGUAAAUCUCAAGAAAUAAUCAGUCAUUUAAAUGAUUAUAAUCAAAUAAAUAAUCAAGGAAUUCCUAGUAAUUGCAUUCCGAAAAUAAGUAAUUCCCAUAAUAGUUCUUUGGUUAGUACUCCUAAAAGGAAAUCCAAAAGACAGAUGAUUUAUAGUUUUGCAAACUCUAUUUGGGAUUAUGUAAAACCUGUAAGUUUAGAUGAAUUGGAAGAGAGAAAAAAAACAAACGAGUUUAAUAUAAACUCUACUCAAUCAGCAGCUGAAUUAAAAAAUGAUAGUUUUUUUAAUGAUGAAGUUUCGGAUUCUGAAUUUUAUAUCAAAGAUAGUGAAGAAGAGGAAGAUAAUGGGGAAGAAAAGAAGGAAAUUGUUCAGGAGACAAUUAAUGAAUACGGUAACUUGGAAGAAGAACAAAAACAAACAGAAAAGGAAGAAAUAGGGAAUAUCAAUCAAUUUCCUAUUGAUAUUCAUCAAGAAGAAACAAAAGAAAUUUGUCAAGAACAAAUACCUAUUCCUUUGGAGACUAUAGUAAAGCAAGAGGAACCAAAAGAAAUAAUAGAGAAAGUGGAAGAAGAGAAAGAAGGAAAAAUAUUAGAGAAAGAAGAAGAAGAGAAAACAACAAAAAUAGAAGAAAAAGUACAGAAAGAACCAAGUUUACAAAAAGAGAAAAGUGAAGAAAAAAAGCAAGAUCAAACAAAUGUAUCGGAACCUCCAGAAGAUCCAGUGGGAAAGAAUCAAAUUCCAGAAUCAAUAGUACUUGUAGAUGAAACUUGUCAUACAACUCAAGUGGUAAAGGAAAAUGAUGAUAUUCCAAUUCCUUUAAUAGAAGAUAGAAAAAACGAGAGAAAUGAAGAGAACAAGCAGGCUCAAAUCAACAUAAUAAACCCUGAAAUAGAAACAGAUCCAAUAAAUUCAAAAUUACAAAUAGAUCCAGUGGAAAAAGAACAAACAAAAGAAAACAAAGAAGAUAAGCAAAACCAUCUAAAUAUAGUCAAUGAUUCUAAUUUUAAAAACCAAGGAGUAAAUCUUGACCAGACUAAUGUAGAUUCAAACCAUUUAGAGAAGAUACUCCAAGAUAUAGCAGCAGAUUCAAAUACUGUCAUGCAUGAAUUAAGUCAAAUCAGUAUAGGAAAAAAUGAAAAUAAAAAUCUAAUACAAAUUCCAGAUCUUUCUGAGAUUUCUUCAAUUCAAGAAAUGAUAGAUUCUAAUGGUCUUGUUAUUUCUCAAAACAAAGAAGAAAAAUAUAUAGAAAAUAAAACUUUUGAUUCUGAACACGAAAACCAAUCUUCUAUCAAAAAUCCUCUAACUGAUAAUGUAAUACAUCCAACCAUUCAGGAUAAAGAAGUCCAUUUUUCUCACCAAAAUCAUUUUGAUUCCGCUCAAAGAAUGGUUGAAAGAAUGGAAGAUGAAAUUUUGAAUACUAAUUUAGAUAUUGAUGAGUAUGAUGAAUUAUUCAAUAAUUUAAAUAUUCAUGGAAAUUUUAAAGGUGACGAAUACAACAUGAGUAAUUUGGAUACAAAUCUCUUAUCAUUCUCUGCUAAAAAUCAAAAUGAGGAAAGAAAUAAUCCAGAAAUUAAACAACUCCAAGAUCUACACAAGGCACAUCAACACUUAUACCAACAAGUUAGUAUCCAAGAAAUAGAUGAUUCCAUAUUUAUGAGUAUAUCUUCUGAUCAGUUCCUAUUUGAAAAUACUAUGCUUAUUUCAGAAAAACAAGUAAGUGAUCAUCAGGGUUUGGGAUAUUCCUUCAGAGCAUUGAAAUGCUGUUCAGAACCCAGAAAUUCAAAUGAAUGUUCUGAUCUAGAAUUUAAAGUUGCAAAAACUCAUCAUCAUAAAGUUAAUAAAAGUAAACUUUUCAAUAAGCUUUACAGGCUUGAAAACAAAGUUCAUAGAAAAGUUUUAGAAAUUUCUAAAAGAGUUAAUCUACUUAACCAGGAAAGAGAAGAGAAAAAGUCAAAUAUAGCAAUAAAUAAGAAUGUAACCUUGAUAAAUAUUGAAUCUGAACCAGGAUUUAUUUUUAUAAAAGAGAAACUUAUUAAUAAAGAAAAAGAGCUGGUAGUUAAAGAAGAAAUAUUACCAUCCGAGAAAAACAAUAAUAGUAAAACAUUACUGGAUACUUCAGUAAACACUGAUACAAUUCAAAAAACAAAUUAUUACCAAGAAAAAGGAAUUAACACCAAUUUAGAUGGAGUUGAAGAAACACAAUCCAAAUCCCUUGAUAUUAAAAAAACAGAUAAUUUUGAGGAAAAAGAUAAAAAAGUUGACUCUAUUUUUAGAAAUGAAAUAUACAAGAUUUUAGAUAAUACUAAAUUGGUCAAGAAAGCCCAAAGAUUGAAAUCUGGAUAUGCUAAUACAGAUCAAGAUGAUAAAGAAGCUAAUAAUAACAUCAAAAACAUUAGUAAUUCUAAUUUGAGGUACAAUAGAGAGAGAUAUGCAAAACCAGGCAAUAAUAGGUAUGAUGUAAUUACUCAAAGUAGUAGAUAUAUAAAAGAUUAUCCAGAAAGUUCUUCUGAUGAUUCAGUUCAAGAAUUUAGUCCUAAGACCAAAGUCGUAAACAAAAUCUUCCCUAAAUCAAAUGAAACUUUCCAAGGAAAGAACAUCAAAAAAGAUGGUAGAAAUAGUCAAAUAUUAAUGGGAAAUAUUCAAAACAGUCACGUUUCUCCUAGGAGUUUAAGUCCUACAAAUAAUAAUAACUAUUAUAGUUAUUAUUUGAGAAAUAACUCUCCAUCACCCAAUAUUCCAAAUACUCAAGCUUUUAAUAGUAAUAAUAAUGUUAAUAGUAGUAGUUACUAUUAUAAUGGUGGGAAUACUCAAAUUAGAUAUCCUGAGUAUAAAAUUCAACCAAAUAGAUAUCUAGAUGAAUUAGGUGGAAGUAAUUACCAUGUUAACUACUACUGUGGAAGAUCUGGAGGAUUUGAAGAAGUUAGAAGAUAUAUUUAUGUUGAUGGCUUCACUAAUAAAAAUCAAGGCUCUUACUACUUUUGUCCCCCAGGCCAAGCCAGAAGUUAA